Molecule: messenger RNA, 4189 nt
Organism: Acinonyx jubatus (cheetah)
Lineage: Eukaryota; Metazoa; Chordata; Mammalia; Carnivora; Felidae
Gene: NR4A1
Product: nuclear receptor subfamily 4 group A member 1
Exons: 7
Coding region: 1824-3620 (598 amino acids)
Biological process (GO): regulation of transcription by RNA polymerase II; cellular response to corticotropin-releasing hormone stimulus
Cellular component (GO): nucleus; transcription regulator complex
Molecular function (GO): RNA polymerase II cis-regulatory region sequence-specific DNA binding; zinc ion binding; nuclear receptor activity
Source: RefSeq, a predicted model, not a curated record
AGAGACAGGGCACGAGCAUGGGAGAGGCAGAGAGAGGGAGACACAGAAUCUGAAGCAGACUCCAGGCUCUGAGCUGUUAGCACAGAACCCGAUGUGGGGCUCAAACUCACAAACCACGAGAUCAUGACCUGAGCCAAAACCAGUCGCUCAACUGACUGAGCUUCCCAGGUGCCCCAAAUUGUUUUUAGUUUUUGAGGAAGGCCCUGUUGGGGUGGAGGGAGGCAUUCCAGGUUGGGGUGACAGGCUAGGUGGCAAGCCAGCCCUUGAUGUGCCUGGGACUGGCUUCACCAACCCAAACUUGCCGUGCACUUCUGAGCAAGGUGCAGCUCCUCUGGGAACUCUUGGGUCCUAAUCUGUAAAAUGGGAGGAUGUGAAUUAUAUUAGCAGUUUUAAAGCCCCCUCCCCCCCCCCCCACUUUUUCCUGUGGAAUCUCUUUUUUCCAAGCAAACCCUAUGCAAGAGCCCAACACAAAGGAACACAAAACUUUGGCUUGAGGUGGGAUGGGGAUCUUGUAUGGGUCCCCUUGCAUUACUCUACCCAUGCUUCACCUUCCCCCGGGUGGCCUUGAAGGGUCUCUGGAAGAUGGUUUGGGGAAAACCAGAGCUCUCUGAAGACUGGUCCACAUUGAGAUUAUAUGCUGAGGUGGGGGAGCUACGGCAGGUUGUGACCGGAUCACUGAAUGAGAUCCGUGUUGCAUGAAGACUACUCCACUGGUGAGCAGGAGGAUUUGGGAAGAGGAGACAAGCUGGUUAAGGGGCAGUUUCCUUAUUGGGUGUGGGCAAGGAGAAGCAGAGGUCACUGGCCUCACUCAGCUGGUCUGCUGUCUUCCUGCACCAGUGAGGCUGGGCUGCGUGUGGUUGGAGUAGAAACAGGGGAUCCAAGAGAUGUCCCAAAAUAGAAUUUCAAGAAAAAAUGAGAAGUUGCAUGGGGGGCAUCAGGAGCAGAGAUGGGGUGGUGGGCCCGGAGUACAGCGACGACGAGCUCCGUCUGCAACGGGUAAAGUUUGAAAUGCUGGCAGGACCUUUGAGUGGGCAGAAGUGGGGGCAGGGGACAAGGGCGUGGGAAAUCCGAGAUGGGAGGUGAGGAACAGGAAGUGGCUCAAGGGUAGGGGAAGUGCUGUGGGAUGACCAGAUGAGGUGAGAGUUGGGCUGCCCCAGCAGGCUAAGGCUAAGGCGCAGUGAAAGUGUUAGCAGAAACCCUUCAAACUGACUUACAGGGGAGAAGGGGGCUGGCUGGCUGGCUGGGACCCAAGUGUUGGUGGGGGCAUUUCUCCUCCUUGUAAACGUUAGGCCUACUUCCCCUCUCUCUGACCUAGCAGGUGCAGGCCUCCCCAGGUCUGGGAUAGAAUGGGGGUGGAAGGGUGACAGCCAGACCAGAGAAGUCUCCGGUGGCUGCAGCGUGGUCUGUGUCCAGAUACAGCCCUGGCAGUCCCUUCCUGCUCGGUGGGGCAGGUCAGAGCUGCUCUCUCCACAGGUGCUGGAGGUGAGGUGGGAGUCAUGGACAGGGGAGGUCGUGGAAAAAUCCCCUAGAGAUGCUAUCAGAGGUCCCGGGUUCCACCCCAGUGUGUCACCACCUCGCCGUGUGACCUUGAGCAAGUGCCAUUAUUUCUCUGAGCUUGUUUAUUUAUAAAAUGGGGAAGAGUCGCCACAAAUUUGACAAGAUUUCUCAGGCUCCACCCGGUUCUGAAAUUCGGUAAUUUCCCAACUAUAGUGCACCCACUCUGCAAGGGACUGGGAAGGGGACUGGUGAGAAAUCAAGUUCAGCGUGUGGAGCGGAGCCUAUCAGCCCAUUUUGGGCCUGGCGAACCCUUGCCCUUGGAAGAGAUGCCCUGUAUCCAAGCCCAAUAUGGGACACCAGCACCGAGCCCAGGAUCCCGUGACCAUCUGGCAAGCGACCCCCUGACCCCCGAGCUCAGCAAGCCCACCAUGGACCUGGCCAGCCCUGAGGCAGCCCCCACUGCCCCCACUGCCCUGCCUAGCUUCAGCACCUUCAUGGAUGGCUACACAGGAGAGUUUGACACCUUCCUCUACCAGCUGCCGGGAACAGCCCAGCCAUGUUCCUCGGCCUCCUCUUCGGCCUCCUCCACAUCCUCAUCCUCGGCCACCUCCCCUGCCUCUGCUUCUUUCAAGUUUGAGGACUUCCAGGUGUACGGCUGCUAUCCUGGCCCGUUGAGCGCCCCCCUGGAUGAGACCCUGUCCUCCAGUGGCUCCGACUACUAUGGCAGCCCCUGCUCAGCACCGUCACCGUCCACGCCCAGCUUCCAGCCGCCCCAGCUGUCUCCCUGGGAUGGCUCAUUCGGCCCCUUCUCACCCAGCCAGACGUAUGAAGGCCUGCGGGCAUGGACAGAGCAGCUGCCCAAGGCUUCUGGGCACCCCCAGCCACCGGCCUUCUUUUCCUUCAGCCCCCCCGCCGGCCCCAGCCCCAGCCUUGUCCAAAGCCCCUUGAAGCUAUUCCCCACACAGGCCCCCUGCCAGCUGGGGGAGAGAGAGAGUUAUUCCAUGUCGGCGGCUUUCCCAGGCCUGGCGCCCACUUCUCCACACCUGGAUGGCCCAGGGAUGCUGGAUGUACCUGUGCCCUCUGCCAAGGCCCGGAGCGGGGCUCCAGGUGGAAGCGAGGGCCGCUGUGCCGUGUGUGGGGACAAUGCUUCGUGCCAGCAUUAUGGUGUCCGCACCUGCGAGGGCUGCAAGGGCUUCUUCAAGCGCACAGUGCAGAAAAACGCCAAGUACAUCUGCCUGGCUAACAAGGACUGCCCUGUGGACAAGAGGCGGCGAAACCGCUGCCAGUUCUGCCGCUUCCAGAAGUGCCUGGCCGUAGGCAUGGUGAAGGAAGUUGUCCGGACAGACAGCCUGAAGGGACGGCGGGGGCGGCUCCCUUCAAAGCCCAAGCAGCCCCCAGAUGCCUCUCCUGCCAAUCUCCUCACCUCCCUGGUCAGGGCGCACCUGGACUCGGGGCCCAGCACGGCCAAACUGGAUUACUCCAAGUUCCAGGAGCUGGUGCUGCCCCACUUUGGGAAGGAGGAUGCUGGGGACGUGCAGCAGUUCUAUGACCUGCUUUCGAGUUCCCUGGAGGUUAUCCGCAAGUGGGCUGAGAAGAUCCCCGGCUUUGCUGAGCUGUCCCCGGGCGACCAGGACCUGCUGCUGGAGUCAGCCUUCCUGGAACUCUUCAUCCUCCGCCUGGCCUACCGGUCCAAGCCUGCCGAGGGGAAACUCAUCUUCUGCUCAGGCCUGGUGCUGCACCGGCUCCAGUGCGCCCCUGGCUUUGGCGACUGGAUCGACAGUAUCCUGGCCUUCUCUCGGUCCCUGCACGGCUUGGUGGUCGACGUCCCUGCCUUCGCCUGCCUCUCUGCACUCGUCCUCAUCACGGACCGGCACGGGCUGCAGGAGCCCCGGCGGGUGGAGGAACUUCAGAACCGCAUUGCCAGCUGCCUGAAGGAGCACGUCUCGGCCGUGGCGGGCGAGCCCCAGCCAGCCAGCUGCCUGUCACGCCUGCUGGGCAAGCUGCCCGAGCUUCGGACCCUGUGCACCCAGGGCCUGCAACGCAUCUUCUACCUCAAGCUGGAGGACCUGGUGCCCCCUCCACCUAUCGUCGACAAGAUCUUUAUGGACACGCUGCCCUUCUGACCCCAGCCCAGGAACACGCGUGCACCGUGUGUGCGCCCUCCUACACCACCCCACGUGCCUUUAGCCCACGGACCCUCGGAGCACCCCCACCCUGGCCUGGCCUUGAGCUGCAGACUGGCCGGCCUCCCCACUCGCUCUGGGUGGUUGGCAGGGAGCUGAUGCCCUGGGGGAGGGGGAUGCACUCACGGGGGUGACCCCUACUAUUUGUCUUACCCCCUAGCCCAGCCCCGGCCUUCAUGUUUUUGUAAGAUAAACCGUUUUUAACACACACCGCUGUGCUGUAAAUAAGCCGAAUGCUGCUGUAAAUACAGGAAGGAAGAGGCUGCGUUGGGAGAGGGGGUUCGGGAGGGAGCGGUGGCCCCCACCAGCCUGGGCGAGCCCUUUCCUGCCUCCUUGCACCUGCUCUCUCUCCUCGCCCUCUUUUCCACAUGUACAGAAACUUACUCUAGGAAGAAGACAAAUGACAGAUUCUGACAUUUAUAUUUGUGUAUUUUCCUGGAUUUAUAGUAUGUGACUUUUCUGAUUAAUAUAUUUAAUAUAUUGAAUAAAAAAUAGACAUGUAGCUGAAA